This is a messenger RNA of Aphanomyces astaci, 438 nucleotides long. RefSeq lists its product as hypothetical. NCBI's taxonomy places the organism in Eukaryota, Oomycota, Saprolegniomycetes, Saprolegniales, Verrucalvaceae. The transcript has 2 exons. The record is from RefSeq and is a predicted model, not a curated record. Bases 1 to 438 code for a protein of 145 amino acids.
AUGCGGAAGUUGUGGGUGUCGUUCCUCCGGUUGCUGCAAAGCGUCACGUCGCUGCUGGCAAUGCUGUACCUCUGUGGCAUCUUCCAGCCUGUGUCAGUUGCUAGCCAAUCAUUUCUUGAAACCUUUUACGCCAUCAUUGCAGCCGUGGUACUCUCCUGCGCCGCGGUCAUCUACAGCAGCGUCAUGUGUGUGCUAGAGAUUCGCUCUGUCAUAUUGAGCACGACGAGUCAAGUCACUGGGGACAUUGCACUGGCGAUCAUGUUGUUUGUCGUGGCAGAGGUGCUCAUACUCAGCGAUGACCUGCUGCACUGCCGUGACCGCAUCAACGUUAGUUGUGGCCAUUUACGGACUUCCAUUGCAUUUAUGAUAAUUGCCACGUCGUUGUACGUCAUCUCUGCAGGUUUGGCGCUGCUGUGGGAUUGGGAGCCUCGGUGGUAA